Messenger RNA from Olea europaea var. sylvestris, 629 nucleotides. Its product is annotated as autophagy-related protein 8C. Gene Ontology annotation, biological process: cellular response to nitrogen starvation. The coding region runs from base 122 to 481 and encodes 119 amino acids. Lineage: Eukaryota; Viridiplantae; Streptophyta; Magnoliopsida; Lamiales; Oleaceae. The transcript is spliced from 5 exons. The record is from RefSeq and is a predicted model, not a curated record.
AAUUAAUUAUUAAUUUUCUGUUUUUUCCCCUCGACUAACAAACCCUAGAAAUUGCCCCUUCUCUUUUGCCUUCGUCUCGCAGUUGAACUAAUCGUCCGAAUUGUAGCUUUAACGAGUCGCAAUGGCCAAGAGCUCCUUCAAGUUGGAACACCCACUCGAGAGGCGACAAGCAGAAGCUGCUAGAAUCCGAGAGAAGUACCCUGAUAGAAUCCCGGUUAUUGUGGAGAAGGCAGAAAGAAGUGAUAUACCAGAAAUUGACAAGAAGAAAUAUCUGGUUCCUGCUGAUCUGACCGUUGGACAAUUUGUCUAUGUUGUCCGAAAGAGGAUUAAGCUCGGUGCUGAGAAGGCAAUUUUUAUCUUCGUCAAGAACGUUCUUCCUCCAACUGCUGCUAUGAUGUCUACCAUUUACGAGGACAAUAAAGAUGAGGAUGGUUUCCUAUACAUGACUUACAGCGGGGAGAAUACAUUUGGAACAUACUGAUGAGGAAGUUGAGUUGAAACAUGUAUAAAUUCCCUUUAAUAAUCCUCUGGAUACUAUCGCUACUUUGUUUAUCGAAUGUUUAUAUUUUGCUACUUUUGUUAUGGAUGUUCUGCUUCCUUAUUUAUCUAUACAUUUGGAAGUUUAAGCU